Messenger RNA from Corapipo altera (White-ruffed manakin), 1686 nucleotides. RefSeq names its product P2Y purinoceptor 1-like. The coding region runs from base 76 to 1080 and encodes 334 amino acids. Gene Ontology annotation, biological process: G protein-coupled receptor signaling pathway. Gene Ontology annotation, cellular component: plasma membrane. The transcript has 2 exons. Lineage: Eukaryota; Metazoa; Chordata; Aves; Passeriformes; Pipridae. The record is from RefSeq and is a predicted model, not a curated record. Gene Ontology annotation, molecular function: G protein-coupled receptor activity.
AGCACAGCCUGGAACCUAGACUUCUGUAAAACAGAUAAUUCCAACCUUUCUAAAACAGGCAUACUCCAUGGACAGAUGAUGAAUGGUACAUGCACUAUUUUAAUUUGCAACAGAAAUCCUAAGCUGGAGUGGUACUGUUAUUUGCUGGUUCUGGUUUGCCUUUUCUCUUUAUUAACAGGAUUUCUAGGUAAUAUACUUGCACUACGACAUUAUGUUUACUGCAUGAAGACAUGGACUACCAAUACCAUAUUCCUCUUUAAUUUGGCACUUUGUGACUUUACUUGGACUCUCAUGGCACCUUUUUCAGUAUAUUAUAAUAUCCAGAAGUUAGCUGUAUAUUUCAAUCAAGCAUUUUAUCAGAUCAUAAGACUAUUUUUUAGUAUUAAUGUCUAUGGAAGCGUCUAUUUCCUGGCACUCAUCAGUUUUGACAGAUACAUAGGUGCUGUCCAUCCUAUCACUUCAUUAACAUGGUGGGACAAAGGAAAGGCUGUGUUUUGCACUAUUGGGGUAUGGAUCUUCAUAGUGAUUGCAUCGAUGCCUGACAUCUACUACACAGUUGCAGCUAGAAUACAGCCUGACAUCAUAAAUGACCUGGAUGCCACUGAAGGACCUUUACAAUUUCUAGUGCCAUUCCUGAUCUCCAAGAUUUUAUUGAGAUUCCUAAUUCCAGCCACAAUCAUCUUUACAUGCUAUGUGUUGACUCUCAAAGCACUACUACAACUCAGUAAACGUCAGCAAAGAAGGAACAGACUUGUUAGGCCUCUGUUGCUGAUUUCAGCUGCUAUGAUUGUAUUUGCUGUUUCUUUCAUACCUUACCAUGUUAUGAUGACGGUGAUACUAAUUUACAGAAUUAAUUGUAAACCACUCUGUGGGAACACAAGCACAUUAAAUGCCAUUUACAAAGUCACAGAGAUCAUCUGCAGCUUCAACAGCUGUCUUGAUCCAAUCAUUUUUACGGUAGCAAAUAAGACAUUCUAUCAAAGAACUAAAAGUAUAAAAUGUCAUCUCGAAUGCCAGUGCUGCAGUUGUCUGACAAGAAGAGUAAGGGACAUCACUCUGGCCCCGAGAACAAUGACGUAAACACUAGUCUACAAAGAUUCACAUCUCCAACUGCUUUGUGUCAUCAGAUCCAUUUAAAAUUUCUUCUAUAUUGUACAGCUAUCUCUUGAAUAAGCAAUAAUACACAAAAAUGCAGAGUAAAACUUAACAUGAAAAGAAACAGUAGCAACUCCUACCUUUACAGACAUGGCAUUUUAAAUAUUCAUGUUAUAAAUAUACCGUACACGCAGCAUGUAAUGAAAAACUACCAAAAGUUCUAAGUAGCUCCUUUAAUUCUUGGACAGAAAAAUACAGCAAGAUUAAGUGCAGAUAGUGAUGAGGAGCCUCCUUAUAGUUUCUGUUAAUUAUUUUUUCAUCAGUUUGUAAGGGCUGCUGUGAUUGGAUUGUGCAAUCAAUAACUAUCAUGAUGCUUACAGCUGGACUCCUCGAACAUUUUCAGAGAGGUUUUCUACAAGUACUUCAUUUUAAUGCUGCUUGCACUAGAGUUCCACUGCCAGUGGAACCUCAUUAACCCAGUAAAGUGCAGUAGAUUUCCAAAAACAAACAAACAAAAACCAAAUAGUAAGAUAAAGUCCCUGCGGAUAGUCAGAGACACAGUAAUUCUGUUCACAAAGUAAAUAGGCAUGG